Linum tenue is the source of this 1329-nucleotide messenger RNA. NCBI's taxonomy places the organism in Eukaryota, Viridiplantae, Streptophyta, Magnoliopsida, Malpighiales, Linaceae. The record is from the annotation of a GenBank genome assembly.
AUGGCGGAGAGAAGCAGAGACGGCCAGCCGACUUUGCUCCACGGGAAAUACGAGCUCGGCCGGAUGCUCGGCCACGGCACCUUCGCGAAGGUGUACCAUGCCCGGAACCUCCAGUCCGGCAAGAGCGUGGCGAUGAAGGUCGUCGGAAAAGAGAAGGUGAUCCGAGUCGGGAUGAUGGACCAGAUCAAGCGCGAGAUCUCGGUCAUGAAGAUGGUGAAACACCCAAACAUCGUCGAGCUCCACGAGGUGAUGGCGAGCAAGUCCAAGAUCUACAUCGCCAUGGAGCUCGUCCGCGGCGGCGAGCUCUUCUCCAAGAUCGCGAGGGGACGGCUGAGAGAAGACGCCGCGAGAGUCUACUUCCAGCAGCUGAUCUCCGCCAUCGAUUUCUGCCACAGCCGCGGCGUCUACCACCGAGAUCUGAAGCCGGAGAAUCUCCUGCUCGACGAGGAAGGUAAUUUGAAGGUCACCGAUUUCGGGCUCAGCGCCUUCUCCGAGCACUUGAAGCAGGACGGCCUCCUCCACACCACCUGCGGCACGCCGGCGUACGUCGCGCCGGAGGUCAUCGGGAAGAAGGGCUACGACGGUGCGAAAGCCGAUUUAUGGUCCUGCGGCGUGAUUCUAUACGUCCUCCUCGCCGGAUUCCUCCCUUUCCAGGACGACAAUCUGGUAGCUAUGUACAGAAAAAUCUACAGAGGAGACUUCAAGUGCCCGCCGUGGUUCUCCUCCGAAUCCCGCCGCCUGAUCACCAAGCUCCUCGACCCCAAUCCGGCCAGCCGAAUCGCCAUCUCCAAAGUCAUGGAGUCGACAUGGUUCAGAAAAUCCAUCCCCAAAACCAUCCGCACCAAGGAAGAAAUCGAAUUCGACGCAUUCGACUGCGUAGAUGAAUCCAAAUCCGCAGCAGAGAAGUCGAAGCAGCUGCCGGAGACGCUGAACGCGUUCCACAUAAUCUCGCUAUCGGAAGGAUUCGACCUCUCGCCGCUGUUCGAGCAGAAGAAGAGGAUGGAGAAGGAAGAGUUGAGAUUCGCGACGACCCGGCCGGCGAGCAGCGUGAUAUCGAGGCUGGAGGAGGUCGGGAAGGCCGGGAAGUUCAGCGUGAAGAAGAGCGAGACGAAGGUGAAGCUGCAAGGACGAGAGAGCGGGAGAAAGGGGAAGCUCGGGAUUCAGGCCGAGAUUUUCGCCGUGACUCCAUCGUUUCUGGUGGUGGAAGUGAAGAAGGAUAACGGAGAUACUCUGGAGUACAACCAGUUCUGCUCCAAAGAGCUCAGGCCGGCGCUGAAGGACAUCGUCUGGACUUCCGCCGCCGCCAUCGACCACGCCACAGUUGCUUAA